AUGCCGACGCGGAAGCUAAUCCCCAAGCCCUAUGAAGAACAAAGCUUGACAUUAUGCCGGUCAGAUAUAUAUGGAUUCUCCGCUGGGCCGCCAGGAGAACCGCAGAACACGCCCGCCAAGUUGUCCCGCACACGGGAGCAGCUUCCCUGGCCCGUGCUCCACGCUCAACUCAUCCUGAAAAUGACUCUCGAGCGUAGGCUCGUUAACCAGCCUCUAAUAGAUAGGAAGAAAGAGUCGUUCCUCUCGAUAGACCUCGAGCGGCAGAUCAACAAACUCCAGACGCACCCGCUGGAGGAUCACCGAAGCGCAGUCCUGGGCAAUGAAAUCGAGUAA
Messenger RNA from Sparassis crispa, 333 nucleotides. RefSeq lists its product as hypothetical. Bases 1 to 333 code for a protein of 110 amino acids. The transcript has 3 exons. The record is from RefSeq and is a predicted model, not a curated record. Lineage: Eukaryota; Fungi; Basidiomycota; Agaricomycetes; Polyporales; Sparassidaceae.